CUUUUUGCAACCCUUCAACAGGAUCUGGUGAGAAGUUAAAAUGUACUCGGCGCAUGCGUGCCAAAAUUCACGGAUGUCCACAUUUGAGUAGUACAUAGACUGCUUCUCCACCCAAUAGGUGUGUCUAUAUUUUUAAAGCGAAUGUGAGACAAAACUUUUAAAAGUCGUAUCGUAUUAAAUAAAUUACUCGCUUAAUUAAGUAUUAAAUUUUGUAAAUAAUUAGAACGGUGUAAACAUACUUUUAGUGUUUUUAGUGAAUGGUUUUUCAAUGGUUUCGAAUUAAGUUAAAGUGUUCAAAAGUUUAUUAGUAAAAUGUAAAUAAAAUGUGUUUUAUAAGCGUGUUAAAUGUAUAAUGUGGGUUAAUGUAGUGAAUGUUACCAUAGAAAACCCAUUGACGUCCUACUAAUGGGAACUGGCAUCUGUUCUUAGACAAGAUUCUGUUUUUAGUUCUUUGAAUACAAUCACCAUAACUAUGGAGGACUCAAACCUGACAAACAUAUUCAACAUAUCAUCGCUGCGUAUCCGCGAAGUGAGCACGACUACGGCGGCGGUGAUCGUCCGCAACGCAACAGCGAACAAUGCGUACGAGUGGCGGUUCAUUCUGCCACCAUACUUCCUGAUAUUCAUGCUGUCCAUAUCGGGAAAUUGCAUGGUGAUCGCCACACUGACAAGUAACAGACGAAUGAGGACCGUCACCAAUGUGUAUUUACUUAAUUUAGCAAUAUCAGAUUUUCUUCUCGGAGUUUUCUGCCUUCCAUUCACAUUGGUCGGACAAAUAUACAGAAGAUUCCUGUUUGGUGCUUUGAUGUGCAAGUUAAUACCAUUUUUACAAGCCGUAUCUGUGUCGGUGGAUGUAUGGACUCUGGUGGCGAUAUCUCUGGAAAGGUACUUCGCAAUCUGUCGUCCGCUCAAGUCAAGGAAGUGGCAAACACAAUGUCACGCAUACAAGAUGAUAACAACUGUGUGGAUGUUGUCAAUAACACUAAACUCACCGAUACUGAUAGUUUCGACACUGCAACCAAUGAGGGGCAAUGCGUACAAAUGUCGAGAAGUAUGGUCAAGCUUAGAACUGGAGAGAACCUUCAACAUCGGCUUGGACGCUGCGCUUCUGCUGAUACCCUUCUUCAUCAUGUCCUUUGCAUAUUCCCUCAUAGUUACCAAGCUCUGGAGAGGGAUGCAGCAUGAAAUAGAACAUAAUUUUAACUGGCAAAGGAACAUAUCAAGACAUAGCAGCCAUAAGAAGAAGGAUGGGAACAAUCAUUUAAUAUCAACUACGCCCAUGGUACAAAACAACUCCUCCGAUGUUUGCUGUAAGAACUGGAAUACAAAAAAGGAAAAUGAAGUAGCCACAGAGGAAUCGAAGUCUUCUCAAUCGUAUUGUAUGCACACGGCGGAUAUGGAGUUUCGACACGUUGUUAGAUCAACACAUAUCGAUAAGAGCAUCGAAGCUAAGAGAAAGGUCAUACGAAUGCUGUUUGUGAUUAUAGCAGAGUUUUUUGUUUGUUGGACACCACUUCAUGUCAUAAAUACUAUAUAUCUAUUUUAUCCAGACGAGCUGUAUAAAUACAUUGGCUCCAAGGGGGUGGUGUGCCUACAACUACUGGCCUACUGUGCAUCGUGUUGCAACCCAAUUACAUACUGCUUCAUGAACCGAAAGUUUCGACAGGCCUUCAUAACCUUGAUCAAGAAUUGUAGAUUAUUUAGGAGGUGUUUUAAUGAGAAAUCCAACGAUAAGCCAGCCACCCCACCACCUUCCAGUCAAGAAGUUACCGCUAUCGUGAGGGGAAGUCAGACUGGUCGCACUGAGCUAGAUGGUCUGGAGGGAGAGGAUUGUGUUUAGCAGCGGCUCUCAAAGCACCGCUGUCGGAAGCGGCGUUCACCCGGCGUUGCCGGCACCUGUCGUUGCACGGCCUGUCACGCAGGUCAUCGAAACAGGAGAAGAAGGAAGCCAGUUCCUAUACCGGAUAACGUGGGCGCGAACCGGAUCGAAAGGUUUAACACCGACACAGCCACUGUAUGAGUGAAAUAAAUAUAUUGACAGUAACAUGUACAUAAUGAUGGAUGAGUGAAAUAUAUACAUAUAUAUAUAUAUAUA
Messenger RNA from Galleria mellonella (greater wax moth), 2095 nucleotides. It is a transcript of the gene NGR-A9, whose product is annotated as cholecystokinin receptor-like. Gene Ontology annotation, molecular function: neuropeptide receptor activity. Bases 473 to 1840 code for a protein of 455 amino acids. Gene Ontology annotation, biological process: neuropeptide signaling pathway. The record is from RefSeq and is a predicted model, not a curated record. NCBI's taxonomy places the organism in Eukaryota, Metazoa, Arthropoda, Insecta, Lepidoptera, Pyralidae. Gene Ontology annotation, cellular component: membrane. The transcript is spliced from 12 exons.